AUGGUUGCUGUGAGAUUCAUUAUGAUGGCUUUGCUAAUGGAAGCUACGGACGAUUUGCUACGCUCAAGUAUCAACGAAUGUAUUCGAGAAGCAAAGCACGAAGCUGAGCCAAAGCUACUUGCGAAGAGUUCCGCAUUGGCGGCUUUGUCUAGUCUCGGAGGAGGCGAUGAGAGCGACGACGAGGACAGCGACGGUGACGAGAAGAAGCAGAAUGCCAACGGUGAACCAUCACCAGUGAGUGAGUCGGGCGAGGAUAAUGCCGCAUUCAAGACCCCAUUUGGGGUCCCACGAAAGAGUAGUAAGCAAACGUCUAGCACAACAGAAGACUCUUCAACAGCUGUAACUGCUGGAGAUGGUAUGGAUUCAGAUAAAACGAAUUUACGGCAUUCUGGUAAAAAUGAUACGGAUAAAAAUGGUUCCGAAAAGUCGGAUUCAAGGCGUCGCAGAAGUAGAUCUCGGUACGGCCAAGGCGCGCAUUCAGCGUCGCCAGAAGUAGAUCUCGUAGCAGGUGAGCAGGUCUCAUCCUUUUAA
Cooperia oncophora is the source of this 531-nucleotide messenger RNA. NCBI's taxonomy places the organism in Eukaryota, Metazoa, Nematoda, Chromadorea, Rhabditida, Trichostrongylidae. The record is from the annotation of a GenBank genome assembly.